This is a messenger RNA of Ectocarpus siliculosus, 1634 nucleotides long. The record is from the annotation of a GenBank genome assembly. NCBI's taxonomy places the organism in Eukaryota, Phaeophyceae, Ectocarpales, Ectocarpaceae.
CUGGCCAGGUCGCCUGAUAGGCUGCGAUGUUCUUCGACCUGAACGUCCCUGUACUUCGCUCCUCUGUGGAACGGGAUCGGAGUGCUCUUUUGUCGCAGCUGUUCGAACAUGGCUACGACUGCGUCGCCUUGAACACCAUCAUCUACGGCCGCCUUCCCAAACAGCACCGGUGCACUGUCGAGCGCAUCCACUUCGACCCCGAAGCGGCAUCAGCCGUCGGCAGCCGCCGCCGAAGGCGAAGAAGAACGUCCCGAGAACCUUCCUUGCUCCGAGCGACAGCCCGGGGCGGUGGUGCCGCUGCGCCUGGACACGGGGCUACGGCGGCGAGUGGCCCCGACCAGGUUUCACGCCUCACGGUGGUGCUGGAGAGCCCGGCGGACGCGCAGUCCCUGACUGCCGGAAGCGAGGCCCUUCAGUCGUACGACGUGGUGGCUGCCGUGCCCUGCUGCCAGAGGUCCUUCGAGGUCCUGUGCAAGGACAGCGAUGUGGACGUCAUCUCCCUCCCCUCCGGCAAGCGCCUUCCGUUCAACAUCAACAAGAAGAAUACUGAUGCAGCGUUGUCCAGGGGAGCCGUGUUCGAGGUUAGCUACAGCCAAGCUAUUCAGAAUUCGUCGAAUCGGAGAUUCCUGCUCUCAAACUGCGAGGCGCUGGUCACCUUCACGAGGGGUCGAGGGAUCCUUCUAGCGAGCGGGGCUGAGACGUGGCUUAACUGCCGCUCGCCGCACGACGUGGCCAACCUGGGGCAACUCCUGGGGCUGUCGCAGGAGCAGUCUCUUCGUGCUGUGUCCGACACACCGCUGGCUGUUCUCCGGCGAGCGGAAGCUCGUAAAGGCAGAUUCCGCGGAGCCACCGUCAGUGGCGGCGACGACCCCGCGCCAGCGCAACUGUUGGAGUCACUGCAAAUCCCCAAGGAGUUCUACUUGCCUGAGGCGGCGGCGGUUGUCGGUCCACAGGGAGGGAGCAAGGGCAACUCGGGUGGGCAGGACGCGGACGUCGAAGAAGACGUCGAAGAAGAAAACGACGAUGACGAAGACGGGGGGUUCUUGUCGUUUGGUACCUCGGCAGAGAUGGAUGUCGACCCGUGAAGUUUUUUUUUGUUUUGAGGAGGAUGAAUGUUGACCCGUUAUUUUUUAUGUCCGACGGGAGUGGUUGGUUGUGGACAUCGAGAUGGAUCGUUUUGAGAUGGCGAGCGUGGGGUUCAAAGGGCGUUGAGGUGAAUAAUGGGGUUCUCUCGGAGCGCUUGGAAACAGGAAAUUAUUCAAACGGCAACCCUCUUGGUACGGUGUAUAAGCACUGCUGUGUGUGAGCCUCUCUUUUUCUCCUGCUUGUUGCACGUUCUGCGGUUUCUCGUCCAAAGACGGAAAUCGAGUAUUUCAAGACUGAGCAAAGAAGACACGCCAGACCCUUUCGAAGUGUUAUCGCUAAGGUUUGUCUCUGGCUUUCGUUUCUGCGGAGGUCGGUGCGGUCGACAAUCAGCGCAGAAAACGGGUGGUUGCACUUGGGGCCAUUUGGCCCAUGGCCGGUGCUCUCGCUUUUUUCGACGCGAGAAACUUUGUCGUUAGGACACGGGUAGAAAUCGUGCCCACAUCUUCGUGGCUACGAUGCAAUGUUGAUACGAAGUCCGUCAACAGCUG